Molecule: messenger RNA, 1822 nt
Organism: Megalobrama amblycephala (Wuchang bream)
Lineage: Eukaryota; Metazoa; Chordata; Actinopteri; Cypriniformes; Xenocyprididae
Gene: cavin4a
Product: caveolae associated protein 4a
Exons: 2
Coding region: 588-1577 (329 amino acids)
Biological process (GO): regulation of gene expression
Cellular component (GO): caveola; cytoplasm
Source: RefSeq, a predicted model, not a curated record
UACAAGUGUAUUUUCCUCACUGACCCAAAGUGCAUGCUGGGAGAUGCAGUUUUCACUUAAUGUGAGGUCAGAGGUCAAAACACCAAUGUGAAACCCCUCCAAGGUCAGUUUACACUGUGUGUGUGUGCGUUCCUCAGCUGUUGGCUUCAGUUGAGUUGAUGUUAUGCCACAGGGGGGCAGAUUUAUAAAAGUAAGUCCACCUCAUCACACAAACACACACAUUUGCGCUGUAGAUCAAUGCCACUGUCAUUUUAGAUAUUUCAGAGCUGAGAAAGCAACACAUAUUAUGCAUACCACAAGCUACUAUAACACAUGCACACAUUAAGGGAAUGUAUGAAUUAAUGGGGCUUUCCAAUGCUUCUGUGAUACAGCUUCCAAAAAUGUCUUAGUAUCCUCUUACAGUUGUAUUUAUAUCCAUGCAUUUAUAUCUGUGUGUGUGAACAGGGGUGGAGUUUGUCAGAUUCCACUGGAGUCUCUCUUGGAGUGUCAGUUUCUCUCUGUACUGUGUGUUUGAUUCAGUCUGGCCCCUUACCCAUCUCUGGCCCAGUUGCAUUACUUUCAGGGACGUGUGAAAAGGAGAAUUGGAGAUGGAAAAGAGAGGAGAUGUCAUGUUGGGGGUCGAGGAUGAAUCCGGGCAGCCCAUCUCAGCCCUGUCGAUUCUCUCUCUGCUGGAACGCGUGUCUACGAUCAUCGAUGGCGUCCAGGCUAGUCAGCAGCGCAUGGAGGAACGACAGCAGCAGCUCGAAAGCUCUGUGAGUGCCGUCCAAACUGAGCUUGUCAAACUAGCUCGUGACCACGGGGCCACAGCGACGACCGUUGACAAACUGCUGCAGAAAGCCCGUCGCGUGAGCACGCACGUUAAAGAAGUACGUUCACGUGUGGAGAAACAGAACGUGCGCGUGAAGAAGGUGGAAACUACACAGGAUGAGCUGCUCACACGCAACAAGUUCAGGGUUGUUAUCUACCAGGGUGAAACUGAAGUUCCCUCUGUUGCUGUUACCAAGACUCCCAAGGGGGCAGGGCUUGCUAACCUAGAGGUGGAGCCAGAUGAGUAUGACAUCCCUGCUGACCUAUCAUCUGAUGAAGAGUACAUGGUGGUAGAGGAGGCUGAGUCAUCCCGGGGAGCACGUCUGAAACAGAGCGGGUUAAAAGGCAUUGAGAACAUCAAAGCUGCGUUCUCCAAAGAGAACAUGAGCAAGACCCGUGAUAAGACGCGGGAAAACCUCAGUAAGACCAAGGAGAGCCUGAGUAAGACGGGCCAAACGCUCGGAACCAAAUUCAACAACUUGGGUGAGAAGAUCGUGCCCCCUGAGCAGCGAGAAAAGAUACGUCAGAGCAGCGAGAGGCUGAAGGAAAACAUUUCUAAGAAAGCACCCACUAAAGAAUCGUUCAAAAUCAAACUGAAGAAGGAGCGCACUGUCGCUGAGGGCCAGGAGGGCGCGGAGGCAGAGCCAGCUGUGACUCCUCCCAAAGGCAGGAAGUCCAGCCCAGAUGUGACAUACACAGAGGUGGUUACCGAGAACAAGCGAGAGGGUCCAGUAUCAGAAGAGGGGGCGACGCGUAUUCAAGAGGAUUAAAAAAGCAACACCACUGAAACUGUGGAGAAAUGGAUGGAAAAAAUUUAUAAAAUGCAGAGAAAGAGGUUACUGAGUAAGUGGAAGAAAGAGGGGAAUUUUUCAUAAAACGUGAUCCGAAAUGUGAAAGUGUAUAUGAGUGUGUGUGUUGGGAAGCCAAAUUAAUUAAGAGUGCAAACACUAAAUGUGUUUGUGUCAUUUCUGAUACCAUAAGCCACAUGUGAAAUGUAUUAAAAUGUGAAAACAUA